GUGCAGAGGAGCAUGCUUUUCUUGAUUGGCAUCUUUUAUUUGCCUAUCACAGCUUAUUUACAAUGAAAAUGGAAUUAGAGCUCUGUGAAUUAUUAACUAAGGAGAUGCAAAAACAAGUAGCCUUGUGAUGUGGAAGGUCUGUCCCCCCCGUUCUGCAGAAAAUAUUGCUGGUUUAUUUUGUUAGGAUACACCUAGAAAAAACACAGCAAAAAGUGGGAGGUACCUGGAGACCUGCAUGAUGGUGGGGCACUUAAACAAUGUCCCCCCACAACAAAAAAGUCACUUCCCCAGCUCUCCAAAGGGAUUAACAGGUUAUUGAGAAUUAAUUCUCAUGUCAGCAGAAAACUCAACCAUCACAGUCCGUCUCGUUCGCUCUUUUGAACACCGGAACUUCAGACCUGUGGUGUAUCAUGGAAUUAACUUGGAUCAGACAGUAAAGCAGUUCAUUACUUUUGUGCGGAAGGAUGUGCCUUCAAGAACAGAACUUCCUCCUCCAUUCAAAAAUUACAAGUACGAUACAAUGAAGAUUAUUCACCAAGCGCACAAAUCUAAGACUGGUGAUCUUGUAGUGAGUUUGGAAGAUGAUGACAAACUGAUUUUGAAAGAAGACAGUACACUGAAAGCAGCUGGAGUAGCAAAUGAGACCGAAUUAGCAUUCUUCUGUGAGGAAGAUUACAGAAACUACAAAGCUAAUCCUGUUUCGGCCUGGUGAAGAUCCCAAGAGACUGUUUUGUUGUCCCGUACCUGUUGUAAAUUUUCCUUAUUCUGCUUAAUGAGAUUUUUCUUAAAGAUCAAUAAAUCCUAGAGGAUUGCUUUGCAAACA
Messenger RNA from Phalacrocorax carbo (great cormorant), 823 nucleotides. NCBI's taxonomy places the organism in Eukaryota, Metazoa, Chordata, Aves, Suliformes, Phalacrocoracidae. The record is from RefSeq and is a predicted model, not a curated record.